Molecule: messenger RNA, 1671 nt
Organism: Umbelopsis ramanniana AG
Lineage: Eukaryota; Fungi; Mucoromycota; Umbelopsidomycetes; Umbelopsidales; Umbelopsidaceae
Exons: 2
Coding region: 1-1671 (556 amino acids)
Biological process (GO): SCF-dependent proteasomal ubiquitin-dependent protein catabolic process
Cellular component (GO): SCF ubiquitin ligase complex
Molecular function (GO): protein binding
Source: RefSeq, a predicted model, not a curated record
AUGAUUGUUGACUCGUCCACAGCGUCCUAUGCGCAAAACCUACCAUCAGAGAUUAUAUAUUCCAUUUUGAAGCAAAUCACUGCAAUGUCGGACGUAUACAGCUGUAGUCUUGUCUGCAAAACAUGGUGUUAUUUGGCUUUGGAAGUACUAUGGUUCAAGCCAGGCUUCCAGUCUGCGUCAACCUUGGCACUCUGCAGUUCACUCUUGCGCCAAGAACCUUCUACGCUCAUGUUUCCCUAUCCAUCGAUGAUACGACGUCUCAAUCUAUCAAAUCUCUCUAGCGAUAUCUUUGACUCCACAUUGUCUUGUUUAGCAGGCUGUCACCGACUGGAGAGAAUAACGCUAGCAGGGUGUACAAGACUUACCGACAGCGGAGUGCUUGCCUUAUUACAGAACAAAGUUGGUCAGAACUUGAUAUCGGUUGACUUGAGUGAUGUCGUCAAUGUUACGGACACCGCUAUUCUGGCUAUUGCAGAAAAGUGCCCAAGGUUGCAAGGAUUAAAUCUCAGUAUGUGCAAGGACACUCACGAGCAUCCUGAGUCUGUGCAAAUCCAUGAUGAAAGCAUUGUUAGAAUUGCUGAGAAAUGUCCAGCUUUAAGACGGAUAAAGCUGAGCAACUGUGUUCAUCUGACUGAUCGCUCCGCUAUUGCACUGGCUACACAUUGCAAGGUUUUAUUAGAAAUCGAUCUCAUGAAUUGUCAUUUGAUAAGCAAUGAUGCUCUUAUAGCUAUCUUUCAGCAUUGCUCAGAACUGAGAGAAUUCCGUAUCAACCAAUGCAGACGAAUUCUCGACACCGCCUUUACACAAUCAGCUCUGGCAACCAAACCUCCUGGAUUUUACCACCAGCUCCGCAUACUCGACUUGACGAAUGUAAAUGCUAUUACCGACCAAAGUGUCGCAGUCAUCGUGAAAGCUGCUCCCAAAAUACGAAAUUUGAUAUUAAACAAAUGCGACAAGAUCACAGACGAGUCUGUUUUUUCCAUCUGCAGACUUGGCCGACACCUUCAUUAUCUCCAUCUUGGACAUUGUGACAAACUGACCGAUCGGUCCAUCAUACAACUUGCGCAUCAAUGUAUGCGGAUACGCUACCUGGAUCUUGCUUGCUGCAUACAACUUACGGAUCGCGCAGUCAUGGAAUUGGCCAUUCUUCCAAAAUUGAAGCGUAUUGGCUUAGUCAAGUGCCAAAACAUCACAGAUGAAGCCAUUUUCUCUCUCACCAACCUUUCACGUAUGACGAAUUCUUUGGAGAGAGUGCAUCUCAGUUAUUGUACAAAGCUCACAGUCCCGUCUAUUACCCACCUUGUUCGAUCAUGCCAUCGCUUAACUCAUUUAAGUUUGACUGGCGUUCUACCUUUUUUGCGACGUGAUUUUCAACGAUUUUGCCGUCCACCUCCUAGAGAUUUUAAUCCCCAACAACGAAGCGCAUUUUGUGUAUUCAGUGGAAAAGGUGUACGAGACCUACGAAACUAUUUUACUCGAAUCCGUCCAUUGCACAACACUUUGGAUGAUAUACCCCCCUCACAUGUCAUGCCAGACUUUCGCCAAACAACCAUGCAGUCUUUACAAAAUGACACUAUCUACAUGGAAAUAGAUGGUGAUGUUGACGGUGACGGCGACGGUGACGGCGACGGCGACGGUGAUAAUGACAUGGAAGACAUGGAAGAUGUAUAA